Messenger RNA from Dreissena polymorpha, 1086 nucleotides. RefSeq lists its product as uncharacterized. The transcript has 4 exons. The record is from RefSeq and is a predicted model, not a curated record. Lineage: Eukaryota; Metazoa; Mollusca; Bivalvia; Myida; Dreissenidae. The coding region runs from base 67 to 921 and encodes 284 amino acids.
AACGCCUGGCAUUACCGGGCGCGCUUUUACAAUUGUCACGUUACCGUUGAGCCUUAUUUUUGCGACAUGAGGGCGGCGUUGGUUGUUGCAGCUCUUGUCGCAUUUUCGGCUGGAAACGCUAAUGGAUACUUCGGAUACUUCGGAUAUGGACGGGAAGCGAGCCAGAAUUACCAUGAGAUGCUGACCAACUGUGAACGGGAGGGCGGUGAAUGCGUCGACGUAGAUUUAUCGACACCGGAUACCCCUGCUCCUCCUCCUCCUCCGAUUCCAACUACCCCAGCGCCGACCCCGGUCCCAUUCAGGCCGACGCUGCCGCCGACGUUGCCGCCGUCCCUUUUACAGGGACUUUUAAUGCUUACGUUACCGCCGUACAUUCCCCCACCACAGGUUCCGGUGACAUCAGCCCCCCUUCCGACGACAAGCGCUCCACCGGCAACUACGCUUGCUCCGUUUGUAUACCCGAUAGCAGCACAGACGUCUGCGCCACCUGCCGCACCACCGGCUGCUCCGUUUGUAUACCCGAUAGCAGCACUGACGGCUGCGCCACCUGCCGCACCACCGGUUGCUCCGUUUGUAUACCCGAUAGCAGCACUGACGGCUGCGCCACCUGCCGCACCACCGGCCGCGCCACCUGCCGCACCACCGGCCGCACUUCCGGCCGCACUUCCGGCCGCACCACCGGUAGUACCGGCAGCUGCUCCUCUCGCGCCGAUCCCCAGGCCAAACGUUGGUCGAAGGGGCCGUCCCCAGUAUAGCAACCAAGAGGUUGAAGUGGAGGUCCGCCGCAAGCGACAAGUAUUCUUUGACCCCUACAGCUACCUUCACCGUGAGUGCAAGGGCGGCUGGGAGUUCGACAUGGGCUGCAGUGCGAAAGGCGCAAACGUCUGCUGCUAUUCUUCCAGCAAUAGUUAUCGGAAAUAACAGAUUCCGGUCUCAAUACACAACAGCAUUCUACUAGCCAGAAGCAGAAUAGAAGCGCGUCACAAACUAAACCAAAAAUUACGUCAUUAAUUCCGUCAUGAUUGCGUCACUGUAAGGGUCACCCGUGUUGUCCAACUUUGUAAAUAAAAUAUCACCUGUAACCAA